UGGAGGCUGGGACCCUAUAUCACCGUUCUCUUUGCACUGGCCAAAAGGGAGGUCCUUUUGCAAUAUAAGAAAAGAAGAAGCCAGAUUGAUAAAGGAAGUGCUGGUCACUCUGGGGCUGCAGAAUUGAGGAAGGUUCCCACCCUUCCUCCGCCUUCUGAAGGAGCUUGAUGGUUCCUCUCCUGCAGCCCAGACUUCCCUGAGGUGGUGCCUCCUAGGGCCUCCCCUCUGGCCUUGAGGUCUGUGCUUGUCUUCUCAUCUCCCUGGAGGAGAGCAAGGUGAUGAGUCUGCCCCUGCUGCUGCCCCUGCUGCUGCUGCCAGCGUUUCUGCAGAAUGGCAGCUCGACAAAGUGCAAUUCAGACGCUCGGUAUGAGGUCAACCAACCAAAGUGGCUCUCAGCCCCCGAGGGUGGCUCCAUCCACAUCCCCUUCUCCUUCUGUCACCCCUGGGAGUCAGCCAGUGUUCUCAGUGUGCGUAUAACCUGGAGAUGGAAAGAUUUCCAUGGGGCGUUCAUCUACAACACGACCCCGCAUUUCAUCCAUACGGAUUUCCAGAACCGGCUCUUCCUGAAUUGGACAGAGAGCUGGGAGAACGGCUACCUCCAGAUCUCUAACCUGCGGAAGGAAGACGAGAGUCUGUACUUCUGCCGAGUCUAUUUGACCCUCAAGAAACAUGAGGAGGAGGUGUGGCAGUCCAUCCCUGGGACCAGACUCACCAUCACCCGAGCCCCCAAGAAAACCACCCAAGUGCCCACCACCGCCUCCGCCAGUACCACAGCCACCAAAAAGAGCUCUUGGCCCCUGCCUCUAGGAGCUAUAGUCGGGGUGGCACUGGUUGGUGCUGUGCUUGGAAUCGCGAUUCUGGGAGCAAUGGUCUACCUCAGGUGGAAGAGAAGCAAAG
Hipposideros armiger (great roundleaf bat) is the source of this 897-nucleotide messenger RNA. RefSeq names its product paired immunoglobulin-like type 2 receptor alpha. The record is from RefSeq and is a predicted model, not a curated record. Lineage: Eukaryota; Metazoa; Chordata; Mammalia; Chiroptera; Hipposideridae. Gene Ontology annotation, molecular function: MHC class I protein binding. The transcript has 3 exons. The annotation marks the transcript as partial.